Aedes aegypti (yellow fever mosquito) is the source of this 2706-nucleotide messenger RNA. RefSeq names its product probable ATP-dependent RNA helicase CG8611. The record is from RefSeq and is a predicted model, not a curated record. Gene Ontology annotation, cellular component: nucleus. Bases 118 to 2553 code for a protein of 811 amino acids. Gene Ontology annotation, molecular function: nucleic acid binding; ATP binding. NCBI's taxonomy places the organism in Eukaryota, Metazoa, Arthropoda, Insecta, Diptera, Culicidae. The transcript is spliced from 4 exons. Gene Ontology annotation, biological process: ribosome biogenesis.
UUCUCAUUCGUUCAUUCGAAGUUUCGAAAGGUGAGCGCGCGCGUGUUGUCGUUUUCGUAGUGCGUUGUAUUUUAUGAAGAUUUUCUAGUUAAAACUGUGCUCUUUUUGUGCCAAAUCAUGGAUCUAAUGCUAAGCAAUUUCAUCACCGACGAUGGACCUGUACUGGAAAAGAAAAUGAAAACCGGUGCCGUGACGGACAGUAGUGGAGGUAAGUUCUCCAUGGUUUUCGGCAAGAGCCAACCGGUCAAAGCUGUCGUGGCCAGAAAGAGGCCUUCCGUUGCACUGAAAGCGAGCAAUCAGAAGGGAGGAGAGGAGGCGAAGAAGCCCAUGUUUUCGUUGAAACCACAGGAAGCUGUUCCGGUUAAGAAAUCGAUUCCCCCAGAGCGGAAAGAACCCAAAUCGGAUUCUUUCCAAAACAAAAAGGUGGAGAAACCUAUCGAUAUCAAACAUAAAAGUCACGACAAGUCAAAGGCAGAAAAGCCAGAAGCUACAGGUCCGAAAUUCUCGCUAACGGACAAGUUCGCCGAGGUCAAGAAGCACCGGAAGUCGAACAUGUUCGACCGGAUGAAGCACGACAUGCCCAAGGUGGAACUGCCGGAGGUGCAUCCGUUGACAGAGAAGGUAUUCAGCGAGGUCACCAUCGAUUCGUUGGACAUUCAUCCCCACUCGAAGAAGAACAUCGCGGAUUUGCUCCAUUUCAAGCACCUGACCGUGGUCCAGAAUCUGUCCAUUCCAAAGAUUCUGGAUGGGAAGGAUGUGCUGAUUCGAGCCCAAACGGGCUCUGGAAAGACACUGGCCUAUGCGCUGCCUCUGGUGGAGAGAUUGCACUCGCAGGAAGUUAAGGUUUCACGGUCGGAUGGAAUCCUGGCUGUGGUCAUUGUUCCGACGAGGGAAUUGGCCUUGCAGACUUAUGAGCUGUUUGUGAAGUUGCUGAAGCCUUAUACGUGGAUCGUUUCCGGGUAUUUGAGUGGAGGAGAGAAAAGGAAGGCCGAAAAGGCUCGAUUGAGAGCCGGGUUGAAUAUAUUGAUAUCAACUCCGGGGAGAUUUUGUGACCACUUGAAGAACACGGAAUCGAUGAAGAUGAGUGCGGUUAAGUAUUUGAUUCUGGAUGAGGCGGACCGUUUACUGGAGCUGGGGUAUGAGAAGGACGUGAAGGAAAUAGUGGAAUCGAUUAAGGAGAACAGGAAGGACGACGAUUCUCCCAUUCAGACGGUUCUUUUGUCAGCAACGUUGACAUCUUCCGUUAAGGAAUUGGCAGGAUUGACCCUUAAAAAUCCGGACUAUGUGGACACGAGCGACAUUGCAGUGGAACGUCGAUUCGACAACGUUGAGGACAUGGAGGAACGGAUAACCAUUCCGGCUACGGUACGCCAAGGCUACAUCGUAAUUCCUCCGAAAUUACGACUCGUCACUCUGAGUGGAGUGAUUGCCUACGAAUUCAACCGCCAAGCCAACAAAUGCCUCGUCUUUAUGGCCACCCAGGACAUGGUAGACUUCCACUACGACGUCAUGGUUGAAGUCCUCACUCAGAAAAGGCCCGAUUCAGACGACGAGAAAGACUCCGAAGACGAGGACGAAGAGAACCUGAGCGUAUCGGAAUCCGAACCGGAAGAUAAAUCCACCGACAUAAUCCUUCUGCCCAAAGUGUCCUUCUUCAAGCUGCACGGCAAAAUGACCCAAAUCGAACGCAGUUCGGUCUUCAAAGAGUUCCGCGCGGCCAAAUCCGCGGUCCUUCUCUGCACGGAUGUCGUUGCCCGCGGAAUUGACGUCCCCAGCGUGGAUCUGGUCAUCCAGUACCACGCCCCUCAAAUCCUCGCAGAUUACGUGCACCGAGUGGGCCGCACAGCCCGAGCUGGCCAGUCCGGAAAAGCCCUGCUCUUCGUGGAACCAUCCGAAAUCCAGUUCAUCACAUACCUCGCCGAAAAACAGAUAAAACUCGCCGAGGAAAGGGUGGAUCCGAUUUUCGGUCGCAUAGGAGUGUUGAUCAAUAGCGUCCCCGGACGGAAGAACAAAAACAAGGAACAGGCGGCCAUCGAGCUGCAGCAUCGGUUCGAAAAGCUCGUCGCCGGCGAGAAGCAGCUCCGAGAGUCCGCCGGGAAAGCGUUCGUUUCCUGGGUGCGCUACUAUUCCAACUUCCCGAAGGAGCUGCGGCGGAUUUUCUCCAUCAAGGCGGUCAAUAUGGGCCAUUAUGCCAAGUGUUUGGGACUGCGCGAUCCACCGAAGCAGUUUAUGCGGCAGCACACCGGACCCAAGAGGGACGGACAGGAGGGCGAUGAUGGUGACCAGGGAGGCCGACCCAGGAAGUUUGGAGCAGAGAGGGGACGAGGUGGAGGUGGUGCGGGACGAGGUGGACGACCUGGUCGAGGAGGUAAACCAUUCGCCGGAAAUCCUCGGAAGCGACCAUUCUCCGCAGGUAACAGCAGUAACGGCCCACCGGGAGCCAACCGGAAGCCCAAAGACCUUGCCGGCUAUGCACAAACCUCCCGCAUGAUCAACACGUCCGAGUUCGCCAGUGGCCUUGCGCCGGCUCGGAAAAAGGCCCGAAAGAACUGAUCCCUCCUUCCCCGUCUGAUACCGAGGAACACGUCUGUAAAUACGCUUUCAACUGGAAACCUCGUACCAUUAUUUGUUUUUAUAACCAUUACUCGAUCGGUCGUGUAUAGCAUAAUAUAAUUCGCAUUACAGAAAUAAAUUAAGGAAAACCAA